Molecule: messenger RNA, 513 nt
Organism: Entamoeba histolytica HM-1:IMSS
Lineage: Eukaryota; Evosea; Mastigamoebida; Endamoebidae
Exons: 1
Coding region: 1-513 (170 amino acids)
Source: RefSeq, a predicted model, not a curated record
AUGAGUGAAAGAAUAUAUGAAAUAUUCCCUGAGAAAAAGAGAAGACAAAGAGGUGUUCAAAAACAUUGGGUUGAAGAAGGGAGUAUUGGAUUAUCAAUGAUUAAAGGAUUAGGAUUUGAAGGAGACCUUAAACCAACAAAUGGAAUAGAUAUAGAAUUUGAAGAAAACCGAUGUGGAAUUGGAUUAGUUAAACCUGAACCAAAGAAAUUAGAAUUUAAUGGGUUACAAGCAGUAUUAAAUAAAGUAAAAACAGUAUCUCCUGGUAUUAUUGCUGAACUUAAAAAAGAUCAAGAGUCAAAUUCAUCAUCACAUCCUUCUGAUGACUCUUCGUCUCAAGAAAAGAAAAAACAUCAUAAACACCAUGAAAAAAAGAAUAAAGAGCACAAAGAAACUAAACCUAAAGUUAAUGAUGAGGAUCAACCAAAAGUGUUUAUGCCAAGAAGAUUUACAACAAAAAGACAGAAAGAAAAAAUUAUUAUUAGAUCUAAAGAGGAUUUAGCUGGUGUUUUAUAA